GCUUUCUUUUUUCAAUUGGCGCCUGACGUUUGCACUUCGAGCUGCAUUUGUUAGUUGAUUUGUUUGAUGAUGAAAUAAAUAAUGGUUGCUCCGGAUUCAACAACUGGAAAGUCAUUGCCAACGGACACUGCUUUGCCGUUGGCCCGCAUACGUACAAUUAUGAAGAGCUCCUUGGAUACUGGACAAAUUACAAAUGAAGUAUUGUUUUUGAUGGCCAAAGCUACAGAAAUGUUCAUUCAACAUGUCACAAAGGAAUCCAUUACUAAGGUCGACAAAGGAAAUACGCUUAAGUAUGAACAUUUGGCAAAGUUCGCUCAGAGUCGUGAAUCUUUGGAAUUCUUGUUACAAAUUAUUCCUCAAAAAAUUAAAGUCAAGGAAUUUCGAGAGAUUCUGAAGAAAAAAGACGACCAGGACAGUGAUGACAGCGAUUAAUUGAUGUUAAUAUAAAUAUAAAUAUGCCUGUAAGAUAGUCGCUAAAAUAAAUAUGUGUUUAUUUGUUUAAAA
Messenger RNA from Teleopsis dalmanni, 504 nucleotides. RefSeq names its product chromatin accessibility complex 16kD protein-like. Gene Ontology annotation, cellular component: CHRAC; nucleus. Lineage: Eukaryota; Metazoa; Arthropoda; Insecta; Diptera; Diopsidae. Gene Ontology annotation, molecular function: protein heterodimerization activity. The transcript has a single exon. The record is from RefSeq and is a predicted model, not a curated record. Bases 82 to 432 code for a protein of 116 amino acids.